CGCGGAAAGUGGGGGAAGGUCCCGGCUCUCGGGGAGCCUGCGUCUGUCGUCGUCCCUCCCUUCCGCCACCCCGCCUCCCUUCUCGUACUUCUGUCUUCACUUUCUCGGGGCUGGUCGGCAGCAAAAGGGCAAAAGGGCGCAUGCAGUGAAGUCAGGUCCCGAAAUCACCAGGGGAUUUUUUUGCGGGGGAGAAGGUGGAAAGAAAGAACAGUGACCAGACUGGCUCCAGCACCGAUGGCUUCAGCCAGAGGCCAAGGCAGCCGCGGUGACACUUCCUCAAAGUGAAAGCGAAAGCCAAGUAGGCGGAGAGGACUGACGGGGCCCGGCGGUUGGCCAGGCAGGGGUGUUUGGAGCCCCUUCUCCAGCCGGGACCUGGCCAGCGAGGGGCAAAGGAAGGGCGGCGGGGGAGGAGGGCCUGAGAGCAGCCCCCAUGGGCGCCCGGGGGUGGUGCCUGCUGGUCUGCUUGGCUCUCUCCGGGGCGGCAGACGCCGAAAGGCAGUGGCGGGCAGUGGACGUGGUCUUGGACUGCUUCCUGAUGGGGGAAGGUGGGCACCAUGGAGGUUUUGCCAGCAGUGAGAACAUGGUGAAGGCCCUGUUGGUGCUGAAGCAGGUGCCAGUGCCAGAUGAUGGCUCCCUGGAAGGCCUCACGGAUUUCCAAGGGGGCACACUGGCCAAGGAUGACCCCCUCAUUACCUUCGAGGCCUCAGUGAACCUGGUACAGAUUCCCCAGGCCGAGGCCUUGCUCCAUGCUGACUGCAGUGGGAAAGAGGUGACCUGUGAGAUCUCCCGCUAUUUUCUCCAGGCCAGGCCAGAGGCCACCGUGGAGACAGCAGCCUGGUUCAUCACCAAUGUGCAGGUGUCUGGAGGGGGACCUGGUCUCUCCAUGGUGAUGAAGACUCUCGGGGAUGCUGAGAAUGGGGCUGUCUUGCAUCCAACACUGAAGGUGCCCCUGAGCCCCCAGGGGACUGUGCGGACUGAAGUGGAGUUCCAGGUGACGACACAGACCCCAUCCCUGAAUCUCCUGCUGGGUUCCUCAGCCUCCCUGCACUGUGGCUUCUCCGUGGCACCAGGCUUGGACAUCACCGCUGUGGAGUGGCGGCUGCAGCAUAAGGGCAGUGGCCACCUGGUGUACAGGUGGACCACUGGGCAGGGGCAGGCCAAGCGGGAGGGCGCCACCCUGGAGCCUGAGCAGCUGCUCAUGGCUGGGGACGCCUCCCUCGCCCUACCCAGCCUCACUCUGAAGGAUGAGGGGGCCUACGUCUGCCAGAUCACGACCUCCCUAUACCGAGCUCAGCAGAUCAUCCAGCUCGACGUCCAAGCUUCCCCCAAAGUACAACUGAGCUUGGCGAACGGAGCUCUGCCACCCACCCUCAUCUGCAGUGUCACUGGCUAUUAUCCUCUGGAUGUGACUGUGACAUGGAUCCGGGAGGGGCUGGGUGGAGCCCCGGCCCCAGUCUCUGGCGCCUCCUUCUCCAGCCUCCGGCAGAAUGCGGCAGGCACCUACAGCAUCUCCUCCUCCCUGAGAGCAGAGCCUGGCUCUGCGGGUGCCACUUACACCUGCCAAGUCACCCAUGUCUCCCUGGAGGAGCCCCUGAGGGCCAACACCUGGGUUGCCCUGCCAGAGCAGAGGACGGCCUUUGGAGUCCUUUUCGCCAGCAGCCUCUUCCUCCUGGCACUGCUGUUCCUGGGGCUGCAGAGACGCCAAGCUACCUCACCAAGGCCUGCCAAGACCCCGAGGCACUCUGGGUAGCCCCUCUCCUGCCUUAGGUGUGAGAGAGAGUCACAUUCUUCCAGAAGAACUCUAAGUCGAGUCCCAGACGCCCAGGAAAAGGUGUGAAGAAGGCACAGAUCACUGACUCUGGCUCUGGAUUUCUGCGGGCCUCUGCCUUCCUUCACUGCCUGCCCUGGGCUGAUAUGCCAGGAGACAAAGCGUGAAGAGGUGAGAGGGUGGCAGGAAGGCAGGAGGUCUGGGUGGAGGUUAAAACAUGAGCCAGGUUUGAGGUGUGGUUGUAGGAAAAAGUAACAGAAAAAAAUUAAGAAAGGAGCAGGUGAGGGACAGUGGGACAGGGUCAGGGUUGGACGACCACACACCAUCUUUGAACUCUGUCCAAAUAAAAGCCCCUCAUGUCCUGGGAAGCAAAGCUUUUCCACUUUCCUGUCUCUCCCCACACUGGACCCUGCCCCCCAGCCUGGCUGCUUGGCUGGCAACGUGUUCGAGGUAUGAAACGAAGUCCCUCAGAGGCGGCCCUGGGGCCACCCCAGCUGCUCAGUGUAACCUUGAGCCGCAAUUAAGCUCCUGCACCUUUGGAGAGUUGCUGGGCAUUUCAGGACAGCCGACUCCCUCGGCUGCAGGGGAGAGAGUUCUCCUUUUAGUCAUUUCUAAAACCGGCCUGGUCAGCACAGUGGAACUUGGCAGAAGACAGCCAUGCAUGGGGAUGGGGGCUGUGGGGAGCAGAGCGUGUCCACUGGGGGCCUCCUCGGGGCCUGGCCCAGGACCUGGAGGGAGGAGGUGGCAGAUGUCUGAGAAAACCUGCGGUGUUUGUCAGUGAGAUACCCGCGCGGCUUCCUGCCAUGGCUUCCUGUCACCCACACCUGGAAGAGCUGGGCUGAAGGCUGACAGCAGAGCCCACUUCCUCUGCCAACACCCAGAUCUUUAAUCUCAAGAAGACUGACAGCAUGCAUAAGCCACCCUUCCGGCGCAGAGCACCCUCAGAAAGGAUCUAGAGAGAAACAAGUCCCCUCCACCCCACUGCACUCACUCCAACCCAAACAAUAGCCAAGUCGGUGUAGUGGUAGGAAGUUGUAUUUUUUUUUUUUUUUUGCCUUUGUUCAGAAUACAGGAAAUUGGUAAAUAUGCCACAUGCCUUUGGUGGGAGUACAACCGUAAUUAUUUCUAUACAAAUAGGAGACGGGUUAGGAAAAAAGAGAGAUGAUGACAGACACACAGUGGAGACCCCACAUCGUCUCACGGCAAACCCAAGAGGGGCUGUGGGGACUCGGCCUCACGUGACUGCCAAGCCCUGGGCUUAGUUGCAUAUCUGCUCGUGCACAUGGGUGGUGGGAGGGAAGGAGGGCAGCGAAGACACAGAAGAGGGUACAGGGAGGGCUGAGAAAGAGAGUAGGAGGGCUAACGUCCCCAGAAGAACACAGCAAACUACACCUGGGACAGAUGGGACAGAAACCCAGGAGUGAUUCCUGUGACGGGGCGGGCCAAGAGGGUGGAUUUGCCCCAGGCUUGGGACACAUCGAGGACAGUGGUGGUUCUUCUCCAGCGGUGACCCCCUGCCUUAGGCAAGGGGAGCCCAGAGGAGAGUGGAGGCCUUCGAGGGGGCCGUUAGGAGGGUACACUGACUGCCUUCGUCCAGCUCUUCUGUCCUGCCUGGGGGCAGGACGAAGGGAAUGUGGGAACAGGGCAAAAGGAGAGGAAGAAUGGUUCUGCGUCACGAAAUGCUGCUGGGCUGCAUGGAAAGUGAGCCGGCCCAGCCUGGCCUCCGCCUCCUCCUGCUGGCGACCGUGGACAGAAAGAACAAAGGGACAUGGGCGGUCCCCUUUCUGUUCCCAGCCGACCCUCCUCUCCUCACACCCGGGUCUGUCCUACUCAGUGCCUGUCCUGAAGCCCAGCACCAGCCCCUGAGGCAGGCUGAGCAGCUCCGUCCUCAGGUCCCACUGUCUGUGCCACAAACCAUGCAACGAGGAGGAAAGGAAAGGGAGUCGAGACAGGCCAGGGUGCUGUGGAAGGGGAACGCACUGCGGGAAGAACACAGAGGCCGCUCUGGAUGCGAAGGCCCCACAGCAGCACAGCAGCCCACAAGCAGGCCCGUCUGCUGACGUCCCACCUCCACCCCAAGGCUGGGCCGCCAGGGGCACUGAACUCUAAACACUCAGCAGCGGCUGGGCCUCAAGGCCUUCUCGCCGCAUCCCUGUCUUUGGCAAGUACAUGGGGGCGGUGUGAGGGGAAGGACUCCCAGAGGAUCCGGGGCUCCUCACCUCUGACACCUCAUCCUCCUUCAUCACCAGGAAGAGACGUACAGUACAGGACCCUCACAACAAGAGGGCAAUAAGUGGCUUCCUCUGAGCUUGUUAUUUUCAGAUUAGGCCCUUGACUCGCUGUUUCUCUGUAACUAACAGGCGUUCUCUCGUUAUC
This is a messenger RNA of Hippopotamus amphibius kiboko, 4144 nucleotides long. RefSeq names its product TAP binding protein like (gene TAPBPL). The coding region runs from base 431 to 1750 and encodes 439 amino acids. The record is from RefSeq and is a predicted model, not a curated record. The transcript is spliced from 7 exons. Lineage: Eukaryota; Metazoa; Chordata; Mammalia; Artiodactyla; Hippopotamidae.